ACGCACAAAACAACUUCCGUCCAUCUUUACAACAGAUCCAUCACAUUCCACAGAACGUACGGUUGAUUCUUUCUCCCCUUCCUCAUCAUACAUCGCGCCACAGGAACACCGCACACAGUUCGGAACUCUGAACACACCGCCAAUAAUAGAAGAUCGCCCAGCCAGCGCCAGUUACCGUCACCAUCAACUGUUAGCUUGAUUUUCGCUUCAUCAGCACAUCACUCCUUUCCUAUCCUUCCUUUGUUCCUAAUGGAUGUCUGGAUACAAUAACACACCCAGAAAAUCCCAUCUCCAUUUCACGGCAGCCAGUGCCUAUCUCUCGAAUACACAUCCACGCCCCGCACAAACAAAACACAGCAGCGGCGCACAACGGUCCAUCACUCCAGACCGCCCCCACUCCCGUCAUCUACCUUUUUCAAACCCUUCCCCUCAUCAUGGACCAGCCUCCUAGUCCACGUGGCGGUUCUGUGCAUUCAAUCCCAAUACCCGCCUAUUCUCCCUUGGACACUCAAUUCAACGCCAUAGCUGGGCCUAGCUCGGAGGGUGCUAUAUGCAGACGGUCGGAUGAGCUAGACGCGUCAAGCCAGCCUUUAUCGCCUUCAUCGGCGCCCUCAAUCCCCUCGGCCAUUUCUGUGACCCAUCCACCACAGUUUAUUCAUACCCAUCACCCGCGCCGAGGAUCGUUGACACCUUUGGGACUCAACAUUAUAUCUCCAGUCCCUCCUCAAGCUCUACGAGAGCGGGAAAAUAUCAACCCUACGAGAAAUGUAGGGUUCCACCCAAACUAUAGCCCCAAGCAGUCUUUUCUCGCCACGGCAACUGCAUUUAAUGCUGGAGCUCCGUCAUCCGCUGGGCUGCAACAAUCAAACAGGCGUAGUUCAGCCGCAAGUACGGCAUCUAGGUUGAGCCUGUCUCGCCCGCCCAUCGCACACGCAUCUCAUUCGUUCUGUCCACUUAACCAGCACCCUGGUCGACGACGUUCCUCUUUGACCCCAUCUAUAUCAACCCUUGCUCCACCUUCUCCAACACAUACCCAUGCUAAUGGAAUUUCAUUCCGUCCAACAAGCAACGAUGAGGGUAGACACCCAGCUCAUGCUGAUUCUGCUAUCGGCUUCCUUGAGCUGAUGAACAAGGGGGGAAAUUAUGUGCGGAGAGGCAGUCUGCCUCAUAUCGGCCAUCGAGGCUGGGCUGGUCAUUCUCAACGUGUCUGGAACCCGAUUCUACCACCGCCACGUGGGUCGGUCGGCAAGGACGAUUCUGGAGAACUACCUAUUGAGAACUUCAGAUUCGGUUCCGGUAUAUCAUCCACAAUCUCUACGCCCCGCUCUGUGUCUCAACUUGGAAGUGAUCGACGUCCUUCUGAGUCAAAGAGGAGGGAAGAUAUGAGCGUUUUUGAACAAGCGGAGGCAGAGGAAGCUGAACGUCAGCGAAGAGCUUUUUUGGCUGCGACUUAUGGCGCAGAUGGACGCCGGGCACGCGAAAGGUUAAGUAUCGGUGGCCAGAGUAUAAAUUCGGGGCAAGGCAAAGGUUUGAGGCGACAGAGUCUGAUGCUUUGGGAAAGUAUGGGGAUGUUCAGAGGAAGUGGUGAUGAGAGUGCGGUAUCUGCUCCUGUUGGUCCGAGCCGAAGCGCAAACGCGACGGGUCUGCUAUCUGGAGAAGACGAAGUACCACUGAGAAGAGGGAGUUUACCCGUUGCUAUUCCUGGAACUUUGGAAAGGAGUGCUUCUCGGCGCCAGAAAAAGGAAGCAAAUGGAGGGAAAGAACGAAGCAAAUCUGGAGAUGAAGAUGCAGCAGCCUACGAGGAAGACGAUGAACGAAGAGGAGGUAUUGGCGAGAGUCUAUCACCUUUGAGGCCUCUUCCGCCCUUAUUACCUCUAUCGGAUCCUGGCCCCCGGCUUUUGCCUUCGACACUAGCUCUCCACCGGGCUAAUCACUUACUGAAUUCUCGCAACCUUCAGUCUGACCCGCUUCCCCCUCCCUUACCGCCGUCUUUGCAUCCCCCAGAUCCUGUUGACGUCACUGAGUUUGACAUUGAUUUUAUUUUGUCUGGCUCCCAAACCCAGCUGGGACAGAACUUGGCUGGAGAUGCAUCGGCAGAUGCUGUCGAUGCACAUGGGGUGCCAUUAGCACAAACAUUGAAACUUGGAGGCGAGGAGGAAGAUUCAUUUGCAAAGUUUGUGGGUGAAAAUGAUGACGAAUAUGGGGAUAGAAGAGGAGAAUGGACCUUCAGAGCCUGCCCAACGCCUUCUAAAAAAGGCGCUUCGCAACUUGUACCCAAGGCAGAAUGGGAAUCUCUCGGCGCAGGCAAGUACGAGUUAUUCCACAAUGAUGAAGUGAGAAGCAGUGUCACUGGCAGGGUCUGGAGAGUGAAGAAGCUUGGAGCGAGAGAGUACGAGCUUGAAGAAGUGCGGCCUUCCGGUUUGGUAGUGCCAAAUAAAACGGAGAAGGCAGAGAGAUUGACCUUGGCUGGCAAAGCUGUACACCGAGAUCAAGGCGGCGUAAAGUUGCCGUCCUUCAAUGUGAAUGCUUUCUUCCCUCCAUUUGUCAACCCCACGUCUCGUUCGCCCGCGGCGAUGCAUAGAAACGGUCCGGCUGGGAAGCUCCGUGCUAGCAUGUCGGAAGGAUUUCCUGCUUCUGGCAAGUCGAAAUCUCCCCUCAUGCCGACAGGAUAUUCGGAAGGUGAAGACUUCACCAACACGACGAAUUCACUUUCUCAAUCAAUGCCUUUCACCAGUGCUAUGUCCGUUCUUAAGGCGAAAAAGAAAGAUGAACGAAGCAGAGAAGUAAAGGAUGACGUCUUUGCUGUUGGGGUUAGCACUUCAGGAAAAAAGCUCUUGCGGGAUGGAAAUAAGGAAAGCGAAGGGGAAAAGAAGGAUCGUUCCAUCGGUGGCGUGCUAAAGCGGGGAUUGUCUAACCUCAAGAACUCUGGCCUCGUGGGAACCAGCUCUUCAGAGGAAAGAAGGUUGGCCCGUGAAGAGAGGGAAAGGGAGAGAGUGCAGGCACAUUCCUGGAACGGUUCGAGCUCCCCCAAUGGUUACCAGAGUUGGAACCCUCACUCGCAGUAUGCACUAGAGGCCAUCAAAGAUUACCAUCCAACCCAUCCAAGGCUAAUGAAGGGGGACGAGAUGAAGGGUCUUUGGCAGGAGGAGCGACGGGUAAUCAAGUGGAUUGAAGGAAACGCAUGGGGUGGCGUACCGGAAGACGCGGUCGCCAUGAUAAUACCCCUAGAAGGAGAUAAUUCCGCCCCAGACACUCCUUUCUCACCUACACCUCCCUCUCCAUCUUCCGAAACUGCAAAAGAUCUGAACGCAUUACUCAAAUCGUAUGACAACACUGUCAUACCUCACCCUUUCUUCUCAUCUGGAACCAAGCGCGCCCUGCUUGUCUGGUAUGUCCCUUUCAACUCGGAUUUGGACGGCGAAUCUCGCCCAUCCACAGCAUUCCAGAGUUCCAAUAGUAUUUCAUCCACGAAUAGUAAUGCGUCUGCCAACGAUUCUUCGCCACCUGGGUCGUUGCCAAAAUUUCAAAAAUUGCUGAGGAAACGGGCUAGCAAGGACAAAGAAACAAUGAAGCGCGAAUUGGCUCAGGGUUCAAAUUGGGCCCGACCGACUGAUGAAGUGAGGCCUCUAAAAAGACAUGUAUCAUCGACGCAGGCUUUGCCUUUUAGGAGCUUCAGGGUGGUGGCGAGGGUCGUGGAUUGUAAAGAGCUGAAGUCAAAGCUGGAAGGACGUGAGGAUGAUGAGCAAAGAGUAAACGGAGGUGGAAUUGAGUGGUCAAAGGGUGGCAACGUUUUUGCAGAGUCAUCGGCCGUAGAUCAUCCCUCGACGACCUCAGCCACCGACCCUGCUAUCCCGCCUUUCCUUCGUGAAAGUUUUUCUACCGAUAAUAGCUCUCGUCCUCUCACUGGCAGAAACUUUCCGACUGUGAUCGCUGUCUGUCAUUCUCGUUCUCAAGGUGUCGAAUUUGUCCUCGAAGGUCUUGAUCGCUUAGGAUUGUGUAAGGGAGAAUCUGCUUGGGGUCCGACCGGGUAUGAAGAAUGGCGAGGUACGGGACUGAGCGAGCACGGGAGGAAAAUGUUAGAUUUGCUUUGGGCGGGCUGCACAGGAGUGAUGGGCUUGAUCGGAGUGUAAGAAAAAAAAGCCAGAGCAGGUGUAACAUAUCGUGGGAAACAAGUUCAUGGUAUUAUUGUUAUUCUUCAGCAGAUAGAUACCAGGAGGCAUUUUGCUAGUCCAUUUACAUAAUGAUUGUACCAUUAUAUCAUGCAUGUUAGCGACAGGUCAUCUGUUGUACC
Cryptococcus deneoformans JEC21 is the source of this 4291-nucleotide messenger RNA. Its product is annotated as expressed protein. Bases 435 to 4130 code for a protein of 1231 amino acids. The transcript has 3 exons. NCBI's taxonomy places the organism in Eukaryota, Fungi, Basidiomycota, Tremellomycetes, Tremellales, Cryptococcaceae. The record is from RefSeq and is a predicted model, not a curated record.